CCGCUCGAUCGCUCAGCAGAGAUGGCGGCGGCGCGGCCCGGCGCGGAGCAGGAAGCGGGAGGGAGGCGCCAUGUUGAGGCCCGCGGCGGAGGCUGGAGUUUCUCAUUAUGCACAUUUCACAAGACUCUGUGGGUUUGCUGUGCUACAACUCCCUCAAGUGGUUUAAAAAUGUCUGGCCAGAAAAAUAUUGUACACAGAGCCCAUUGUAUUGAAAAACUACUGUCUGAGAACAAUUUCCAAGAUAUUGAGGAUCAUCUUAAAGAACUUGAAGAUGUUGAUAUGACUAUAGAGUAUCUUCAGGGGACUGAAGUUGCCAAGGCUGUAUACAGAGUACUCAAGAGCUGCCCUUCAGCAGAGUUGAAAAAGAAAGCAAAGCAGUUACUAUCAAGGUGGAAAGCACUUUACAAGAGUAACUGUGUUCAGUCAAUGCAAGUUAAAAAGUCAGUUUCUGUGUAUGCGAAAGAGGAAAGUGAACAUCUCAGUGUGGUUCCUAGAGAGCAAUUGCUGUCUGAAGGACGGUGUCAGCAGGAGGUGUUAGAUGCUGCUAGUUGUAAAACUUUGGUCCCAUCGCAAACUGUUAGAAAUGUGGUAGGUAAUGAUGCAGAAGGCAGCGUGAAUCAGCUUGCUUCUUUUGAGGAACAACACACUGAUAAUGAAGAUUCUAAACCUCCUGUUAAGGAAGCAAGUCUGCAGCAGGAUCUGAUGAGAGCUCUGAGGUGUAAAUGUACGGAUCUUCUUUAUAAAGCUUUGACCAGUUCUGCCAAAGACGAAGAAGAAACUGAUAAAUGGCUAGAGCUAUCUAAAGAAAUUGAAGAACAUAUUUUUGCUCUUCAUGCUAAAAAUGACAAAAAGUACAAAAAUUGCAUCAGAAGCAAAAUCUCUAACCUGAAGAACCCUAAAAGUUGCCACUUAAAACAUAAACUUUUUUCAGGGACUUUGAGUCCAAAGGCUUUUGCUGAGAUGACAGUGAUGGAAAUGGCCAGUGAUGAACUGAAACAGCUCAGGGCUCUGUAUGCAGAAUCAUCUGUUCGGGAACAUCAGCUUCCACAAGUUAUUAAUGGCACACAGACAAACAAAAUAAAGUGUAGGCGCUGUGAAAAAUUUGAUUGCACUGUCACUAUGAUAGCCAGAGGAACUCUAUUUCUUCCAAGUUGGGUGCGAAACACAAAUCCAGAUGAACAAAUGUUGACUUACGUUAUUUGUAAUGAAUGUGGAGAGCAGUGGUAUCACAGCAGAUGGAUUUGUUUGUAAUGCUAUCCUUCUUUAAUAAGUGGUUUAGAAACAUAGAUAUGAGAAGGUAUCUCUGUUGAAACUGUAUAAUUUAAAAUUUCGUAUUGAUAUUAUGUAGAACCUGCCACUAAAGUGCAAAAUCCGUUUUAAAAGUUAUUUUUGAAGAUGACUUGAAUAAAUUAUGUGGUUUUAAGUAAUGUCAAUACGUAAAGAAAUAAAAGGGAAAAAAUGGUAACACUACAUCUGAGAGGAAUAUUCACUAGUAACUCCAUUAAAAAUAUUCCAAGUGCUGCAAUUUUUUUCCCCAAGGUACUGAGUACUUGGAAUUUUCAUUAUCUUCAGCAGGAGUUCUUUCACAGAACGUAAGUUUCAUUUACAGUAAACAAACUGUUUCCAAAACUGCAGUUCACAUACUUGUGUGCAUUGCAGAAUGUUCAGCAUGGACUCAUUCCUUAAAUAAAUCACUUCUUGCAAGUAAGUGUGAGAUUAUUAAGUUGGUUUGAGAGCUUAUGUCGUAACAGGAAAAAAGGAAUGAAAAAUAGAGUGUAAAAGAGGGAGAAGGCAGCUAGCAAAUGAAAGCAAAAAUGAAGUUCUGCUUUAGCUUUUUAAAGCUAUUGGAAAAUAGGACUUGUGACAAUCUCUCAGUUUGGAGUUCAGAUUUGCAAUGUAAGAUAAUGUGUCCUGCAACUGUUAAGAAAUUAAGGCAGGAUCAGACAAGUGUUUAUUUCAGGCAAUUAUGUAAAUACAUUAUUAAAUUUAUAUCUUUAAUAAAUAAAGGCAUGAAGCUAAUAUCUGAAUGGAUAUCCUCUCUUGAACUGGGACAUCUGUCCUGAACUGAGCAAAUUAAUGUUUUUAUGUAGUGCAGAUUACCCAGAAAAAUGAAUAGAAGGAAAUCUAAUAGCUAAAGCUUGUAUACCUGUUUUUGUUCCAGAGUCAACAGGAUUCCUAGUGGCUGUAUGCUAGAAGCAUUUCUUUUUCAAAAAUUACCACCUUAGUGUUCUUCUCACUCGAGUAAUAGCCCUGUUGGUUUUUUCUGGAAAACUUAAAAUUACUUUAAAAUCAACUAUCUGAAUACUUUGAAUGGAGUAUAUAUCAGAAGUCAAGGAGAUGUUUCUUCUCUCAGCUGGGAAAACCACCUGAAUCUGGGUAUCUUUCACAGCUGUCUAUUGGUCUGUAGAAGACUAUGUUCAUACUGUGUGUCCCUGUUUUGGUUUCGAGCUACUGUGAAUGUUUAAAUGAGAGGAAAUGGGCCUUGGAUUGAGUCCUGAUUUUCUGAGCACACGAGUGUGUCAACUCACAGACCUAAGGAAAUGCAGGGAAGAAUGUCUGCCCUGCCUGAGAGGUUAGGUUCUUGCAGCAAAGCAGUAGUAUUGUUUGGAAACAUAACCUCCUUCAUCAUGAAUUUCCUUGUUGGAGUAUGGACUAGAUGGUGAAAUGAGUCAAUAAAUUUCCAAAGUCAUGCUUUAGGCACAGAGGAAAGUGUUUUGUUUCACCCUAUUGUAUAAACCCAAUAAAACUGCAUACUUGGCAUUAAUGGGGAUACCUUUUACAAAUGCACAGCAGGCAUUUUGCAGUUCAAGGCUAAAAUGUAUCAGCUGAGCAGAGAAACCUGGUGAGUAUUUGCUGGAGGAAUUGAGGACAGUUCUGUGCCCAUCCAGCUGUAACACAGCUGAGGCUGGUCAGCUUCUCUGGGCUGAGGCUCUGCCCUGAAGCUCUCCAGCCACAUCAUCUGUCAGAGAUAGGAGUUAGGGGCAUGAGAUGAGAAAAUAGCUCUUGGUGAACUAAAAGCCAGCCAGGACUAAAAAGCGAAGACAGGCUUUUAUCUGUAUAUGGUGGAAAUGGUGCGUAAGCCGAUGUUACAGAGACGCUUACUAUUAUUCCACUGAAAAAACCCCAAGAAAAAUCUUUUCCAUUCUGUGAAGUGUUAACAGUUAACUUUCAGCGGUGUGAUUUACUGUGGUAUUAUGUAGAUUUUUAUCAUGUGAAAAUGUGUGUUUUAGUGGAAUUGCACUGAUACAAAACAAACAUUAAAGCAUUAGGCCAGACCCGCAGUGUUCAACUGUGUAACCAAUCAGUUAAUAUCUGACCUUCCUUCCCAGCCCUUACCCUUGUGCUGGAAUUGAUGCUUACAAGUAGGCCUGCUUGUUUAAGUACUUCUGUGUAAAGUAUUAUUUUUAGUUUUCAAUAAAACUACAGGAAAGCAAACACUUCUGUGUUACUGGUUCACAGUAAGCACAGAGUUGUGUGCUGUCAUUUUGGAGGUCAUGGUCCUGUUGAGGAGAGCUAUGUGCUUGUACUGUGCUGUGUCAGAACACUGUGUAGCAGGAGGUUUUAUUUUAGCUGUGAGCAACAGACACUUAUGAAUAAUUUCUGCCUGCAGAUAGUUUUGAAGCCAUUCCAGUAAUGUAUAGCUCAUCCACGUUUUGUCUUGGGGAAGGGAAAUGUUACAAGGCAUGGAUGGUGUUUUUGACAGAAUGUGUUUCAAGGGUAAAAUUUGUAGCUGUAAUACUGACUACAUUUCUGACAUAUUGUGUAACAUCAUUUUCUUUUGAACUGUCUCCAUCACUAAAUGUAUAGUGCUAAGCUAUAUGCCCCAACAUGACUGGGAUUUUCUACAGAUCCAUAUUUACUGAGGAGCUAAGAAAAUGUAAACAGCAGCUAUCUUAAAACUUUUUUCAAAUUAUUAAGCAAGCCUGCCUCACUGCAGAUCUGAGUGAGCUGUGCCUGCAGCAGCAAGAGGGUUGUUUCAUUCUAGGCUUUCACAUCUUGCUCUUUCUCCUAAGAUGGGGAAAUAAUAAAAUCCAGUUACUAACAACUGCAGUUGCAGCUUAUGGUAUAGAAUCAACAGUCAGUAACUACAAAUAGUCAAAAAGUGGAUUAUAACCGUGCCCCUUUUACAGCUGUCCCUUAACUUUAUUCCGUCUGUUUCAAACCAAGAGCAGUCAGAACUCUUAGGGCAAGUCCUUGGUGCCCUCGCAGUUGUAAACUCAGCAUUUAAAGUGGUUUUCCAUGGUAAUACAUUGUGAGCAGGCAUUCCUCCAUUGCCUUCCUUCCCAGUAUCAAUUCAACCCGAGAGCUGGCUUUGUAACAAAUUCAGUUAAAGCUAGACAUUAAAAGCUGAGAAUAUAUUUGUAAAUUUUCUGAAAUCCAGGAAUCACGAGAAGAAUUUCUGUUCCUAUUGAAGGAGAUGGAACCCUUACCUUUAUUCAGGAGUUACCUAGUCUAAGCUGUUGGUUCAACACACAAAUAGUUGCUAGGUUCUUAGCAUGACCUAAAAGCCGGGUACAAAAUACACUGCUGCUUGCUCAGAUAGUCUGUGAGACAAGGACGAGAUCUGGGAAUAUUGGCAGAAAGGAGCAGAAGGUAUUGGGAGGCAGGGAGAGCGAACUGGGCCUGUUUUAAGUAUGCUGAGGACACAGAUCUGUAGGGAAUGAGGCUUUGUUGUUCCAGGGCUGGUGAAAAAGCUCAUCUAGGUUCGGUUUCAUUUUAUGCCUAAUUCAUGCUGAUAAACAUGCUGCCCACAACUUCACAUUUAACAGUUAAUGAAAGUGUAUACAAAAUCAUGAAUUAUUGUAUUACCAUCUUGAUCGUCUUAUGCUGUUGGUUAUUUUCGCCUAACACAGUUCAUUACCACUUUGGCCAUUUUUCCAUUUGUGUUUGUAUCCGAUGCUCGUUACUUGAAAGGUUUAGUAGAAAGCAGAUGUCAUGUGUAGCAUCAUGUGCCACUAUAUAUCAGAAUACUGUACAGACAUGAAGUGCCAAAUAGGAGAGACGGUCAUUCAAGUAAAUCAUUGCUCUUAUUUAAAAAGGCGUAGUCGUAGUUUCACUAAGCAAAGUACUGCUCUAGGCCACAGUGUGUCAAUAGGUUCUAUUGCCCCUGCCCUGAUUGUGUAACUGCACAGGCUUAAAAUGUUUGACUGGAUAAGAUUGUGUGCUUUGGCUGAAAAUGGCUCUAAAAAGUCAACUUGCAACUGCACAGUGUAUGCGCCAGCAGGAGGGUCUAGAUUACUGGAGUACAGGGAGUGCCAGAGUCCAGAAACAAGAAUAAAAGGAAAGCUUUGAAAAGUGAGAUUCUUUUAUGUUGUCGAAGUCGUCUUUUUUCAGUUUGUUCCAGAUGGGAAAAAGAUCUCUUAACUUUUUUAAGCAGAGACAAUUAGUUUUGGUACAAUGUUUAGCAUAUCCAUGAUGGUACUCCACAAAGGAGCGUGACAUUAGAGGUGAUCCACACAGACAUAGGACAAAUGUAUGCCGAAUAAGGCUAAAGUCUCUAUUUGUUUUCACUGGGUGUUCCAGAGACACUGUAAAUUCAGCUGCUGCUUGAAUCCUAUGAUUUAAUAGUAGCAAUAAGGUCUUAAAUGUAGAUUGCACUCAAAGCUCAAGCAGCCUGCAGCUGCAGAAGUUGUAAUACGUGUCUUAAGAAGAUGAGAGCUAAAUUAACAAUGAAUUUCACACAACUUUCAAUGUAAAAGCAAAGAUACUAUUCUGAGAAGUGCUCUAUUAAUUGGAGUCAAUGUUGCUCCCUUAACACCAGUGACAAAACUCCUGGUUGCUGGAGAUCCACUGCCAGAUCCAUUUAAUUUCAUUCUGUUGAGGGCCUUUUGUAUCUCCCUCAUAACCCUCUUACUGUAACACUCUUCAGGGAGGCACUCGGCUGCCAUUUUUUGUUUAUAACUCUUAGUUCCUUUCCAAGCCAAAAGGAAAUUUGUGCUGUUUAUUGUUUAUUUAAACUGUAUUCCUUUCAGUCUGCUGUGCUAUGUAUGUUUGUUACUAAAGCCAAGAACUGCAACUCUUUAAACAAAUAAAGAACAGCUCUUUUUCUGGCAAAAAGAAAAGUUACCUGGUAACAGGCUGUGGUUAAGGAGCAGAUAUGUUGAAUUACUGUCCUUCAGGGAAUCUUCAGGGUGUAACGGCCCAGUUCGUUGAGUGCGUGGAAGAUAAGGAAAGAAACAAGAGCACUUUGAUAAUUUCUUGGAUUGCUUGGGGGCUGGCUUGCUGCAUUCUGGUAUUAGCAGAGCCAUAAAGGCAGAUGACUUCAUAUCCCCUGAUUUUGUACUGCUGUAAUUCAGCCAGGAGGUGACAAAGUCAUGUUUUAUUGAGGCCACGUCAUCGCUUGCCAGGAUGGCACAAAGUCUCCUUGCCAACUACAGAUGGUAAAAAGCAUUAUUCACAGGCUCUAUUAUACGAGAGCUUUGCUUAUACAGAACUUUCUUAUACACACACACACACAAAAUUGCCCUUUAUUUGCCAUUGGGACGUUAUUUGCGCCGUUUGCUAGCACGUGAUAUAACAACAAUUGUCUCUUCAUGAAUACAGCUGUGUGAAUAAAAUCCGUGAGGUGCAAAGUCAGCUCUCAGAUGAACGUGCCCGUGAAGGAGCAGCAAGGGUGGAUUGCUGCACAAGAGGAGGCGAGCCAGGAGCGGAGGGUGGGGGACAAGGGGUGCGGGGACAGUGACUUCAAUAAAAAGGGUCACUGUCCCGCAGCACCCAAACAAGAAGGGCAGGGCAGGUUCGGUGACAUUAAUCGGCCAAAACCCCAGUGCGCAGCAGACGAGUCCGUGUGGAGGGAGCCGUGCUGAGGUGGGGCUGGCUGUCAGAUGGGGUUUGGGGCAUGAGGGGGGCUGCAGGACCGGGGCCACCGGGCUCAGACAGGGCCCGAGCCGAAACGUGGCUCCCGCUGGCACCGGGACCCUGAGGCAGAGCGGGAUGGUCAGGCAGCGGCCUCGGGCAGGAGCAGAGCCCGCAGCCACCGCUGUCAGGACCCUACGCUGUCUGCGGAAUUUAAAACUGGAGCGAUGUUGGUGUAUGCGUUUCAAACCACAUCUCAGCUGGGCAUUUUCUUCUGUCUGUUCCUAAGAACUGGCAGGUAUACUUCAUGUGACCAGCCUUAUCAGUGGCAUUAUUUGUUCUACAGAUUUUGAUCGUUCUACAGCAACUAUUAGUUUUGUUACAUACAUGAGCAAUAGUAACAGUGUGGACACAAGGGAAAAGGGCCUUCAGUUCCUGAUACUCAAGCAUGCAUGUGUGUGUUUUAACCAUAAGAGUAACUCUAUUGAUACUCCAUUAUGCCUAUAAAAUCAUAAGCAUAAUAGGCCAUGGUUACGGCAUGGUCCUUUUCUAUUUUCUUUUAUGUUACCAUGUAAAAGAAAUAAAAAUACAUCCUAUGUCAGAA
Molecule: messenger RNA, 7399 nt
Organism: Harpia harpyja (harpy eagle)
Lineage: Eukaryota; Metazoa; Chordata; Aves; Accipitriformes; Accipitridae
Gene: TCEANC
Product: transcription elongation factor A N-terminal and central domain containing
Exons: 3
Coding region: 22-1251 (409 amino acids)
Biological process (GO): DNA-templated transcription
Cellular component (GO): nucleus
Source: RefSeq, a predicted model, not a curated record